UGAGCGUGAGAGACAGAGGGUGCUGCUGAGAAUAAACGGAGGACGUGGGGUAGGGGGGAGGAGAGAGUCUUGUCAGUCCGUCGCAUCCUCUGCAUACAUAGCUGUAUGUCUGCUGGCACUCACAGCUCAUACCAUCACGGGCAGGUGGAUACCCCCCUUCCGGAGGACACCUAGGCACACUUCUACCAUCCCGAUCGGGGCUGCCAUUAGAGAUCCUCGCACAGCUGGGCAGACAUGAAGCCGUGUGAAGGAGCUGGCAGGCAGCACACAGUGGCCGGAGAUGAGCGCAGACUCCAUGAUGUAUUACAGGCUGAGAAGGAGACGGCAGGAGACCGGCUACAGGAGCACUGCUGCCAGGGACAGGCUGCCGAUGAGGACCAAUGGAGGGAGUGCAUGGACACCGCUGUGCAGCUAGCCCUGAGAGCCGGCCAGGUGGUGAGAAAGGCUCUAACAGAAGAAAAGAGGGUCUCUACAAAAACCUCUGUGGUGGAUCUUGUAACCGAGACAGACCAACUUGUGGAAGAGCUCCUCAUCUCUGCUCUGAGGGAGAAGUAUCCCACUCACAGGUUUAUUGGUGAAGAAUCUACCUCGGCAGGUUCCAAGUGCAUCCUAACCAACAGUCCAACAUGGAUUAUUGACCCUAUUGAUGGAACCUGCAAUUUUGUACACAGGUUUCCUCCAGUGGCGGUCAGCAUUGGAUUUGCUGUCAAUCGAGAGCUUGAGUUUGGAGUAAUAUACCAUUGCACUGAGGAAAAAAUGUACACUGGAAGAAAAGGGCGAGGGGCAUUUUGUAAUCAAGAACGACUUCAUGUGACAAAGGAGAAAGGUAUUCGAAAUGCUUUUAUUUUAACUGAAAUCGGGCCUAAACGGGAUCCAGCUACAUUAAAAUUGUUCUUGGGGAACAUGGAGAAAUUUCUAAAGUCCCAAGCUCAUGGGAUCCGAAUCAUUGGAAGUGCCACGCUGGCCCUGUGUUAUCUAGCAGCGGGGGCUGCAGAUGGCUACUAUCAGUUUGGACUUCAUUGCUGGGACUUGGCAGCGGCUACUGUAAUCAUAAGGGAAGCUGGAGGAGUUGUGAUAGAUACCUCUGGCGGACCGUUGGACCUCAUGUCUUGCCGUGUUGUGGCAGCUGGUACCAUGGAACUUGCGCAGAGCAUUGCUCAGGAGUUACAGACUAUUAACUAUGGAAGAGAUGAUGAUUGAAUAUGUCUAUUUGUGUUGAAUUAUCCCAGAUUAUUCCUGCAGAAUCUUACACCCAAGUGUUAUUGUGGACCUAAAAAUGGCUUGCUUUGAUCUUUGAGUGUUCAGAGGCUAAUUAAUAGCAUGCCAUUUUCUAAAUAAAAUCUGUCUUUAUUAUUUUUUAUUAUUUUUAUUUUGGAGGGGAAGUUUUUAAUUGGUGGUAGUUGUACUAUCCCUGUUUUAUGAAAGGAGAACUACACCAAAUGUCAUUCAGUGAAA
Nanorana parkeri is the source of this 1455-nucleotide messenger RNA. It is a transcript of the gene IMPA2, whose product is annotated as inositol monophosphatase 2. Lineage: Eukaryota; Metazoa; Chordata; Amphibia; Anura; Dicroglossidae. Gene Ontology annotation, molecular function: inositol monophosphate 1-phosphatase activity. Gene Ontology annotation, biological process: inositol metabolic process; signal transduction; phosphatidylinositol phosphate biosynthetic process. The record is from RefSeq and is a predicted model, not a curated record. Bases 235 to 1200 code for a protein of 321 amino acids. The transcript is spliced from 8 exons.